AAAUAAAAGGGGAAACUUUUAAAGAAGUGUUGAAAUUUCAGCUAAUAUGGAUUCCUCUGUUGUGCAGCAAAAUGUUUGUGUGAAAAAAAUGACAAAACAGUUGACAGGGAAAAGAGGAGACACACAAAUCCAUUCAGUUGUAAGAAGUGGGAAUCUUGAAUUGGUUUUAGAGAUUAUUACUUGUUGUGGUGAAGCAGAAUUGGUUGAAUUAUUGUCAAAACAGAACCAAUCUGGUGAAAAUGCUCUUUAUGUUGCUGCUGAAUCUGGUGAUUUGGUUUUAGUGAAGGAAUUGAUCAAGUAUUAUGAUAUUGGUUUAGCUAGUAUUAAGGCUAGAAAUGGAUAUGAUGCUUUUCAUGUUGCUGCUAAACAGGGUGAUUUUGAAAUGGUGAAGGUACUAUUGGAGGCAUUUCCUCAGCUGUCAGUUACAUUUGAUCAGUCAAAUUCCACAGCAUUGCACACUGCAUCUGCACAAGGUCACAUUGAUGUUGUCAAUUUCCUUUUGGAAACUAAUAGCAGUUUAGCCACAAUACAGAAGAAUAAUGGGAAGACGGCGCUUCAUUCUUCAGCAAGAAAUGGUCAUGUUGCAGUUGUGAAGGCACUUUUAAGCAAAGAAGAAGGGAUCUUAAAUUGGAGAGAUAAAAAGGGACAAACAGCUCUUCAUAUGGCAGUCAAAGGCCAAUGUGUUGAUGUGGUUAACGAGCUUAUUCUAUCGGAUCCUACUUUGGCUACAAUUAUUGAUGGAAAGGGUAAUACUUCUCUGCAUAUUGCAACGCGUAAAGGCCGUGUAGAGAUCGUUCAAGCACUCGUAAAAGACAAACGAAUGAAGUGGGAUGCCAUCAAUAAAUCUGGUGAAACUGCUCUUGACGUUGCUGAGAAAGCACGAAAUUCAGAGAUAGCAGCGAUUCUAAAGGAACAUGGUGUCCUGACUGCAAAGAACAUGAAGCUAGCUUUACCAACGCGUUCAGCCAAAGAACUGAAACAAACUGUUAGUGACAUAAAACAUGACGUUCACAAUCAGUUAGAGCACACUUUCCAAACUCAGAAAAGAGUGAAGAACAUAGCAAAACGUCUGAAUAAAAUGCACACAGAAGGUAUCAACAACGCCAUAAACUCCACCACGGUUGUUGCUGUUCUUAUUGCCACUGUUACUUUUGCUGCCAUAUUUAAUCUACCAGGCCAAUAUACCGAUAAUCCUAAGGAGGUUCCUCCGGGAUACUCAAUAGGAGAAGGAAGGAUUGCUCCUCAACCCCCUUUUGUCAUUUUCUUCAUAUUCGACUCUCUUGCACUCUUUAUAUCAUUAGCUGUUGUGGUUGUUCAAACAUCAGUCGUGGUUGUUGAAAGACGAGCCAAAAAGCAAAUGAUGGCGAUUAUCAACAAGCUAAUGUGGUUGGCUUGUGUAUUUGUCUCCGUAGCAUUUCUUGCACUGUCAUAUAUCGUUAUAGGUAAAGAUGAAAGAUGGAUGGCAAGUGCAGUAACUUUUAUGGGAACUUUUAUCAUGGUUGCGACACUAGGGACACUAUGUUACUGGGUAGUUAUGCAUCGGAUUGAGUCUUCGAAUUUGAGAAGUCAGAGGAAAUCAGCUCGGAGUAGCAAGACGUUGUCACGGUCCGUAUCAAUCAUGUCAGAAUCAGAGAUCCCUGAAGAUCAGUAUAAGAAACUAUAUGCUAUAUAGUUCUAGUUGUUAGCCAAUGUACAUUCUUGUGUAGUAAAAAUUUGAUCUUUGCACUUCAAGAUUCAGUGCAAUAGCUCUAGUUUUUGUGUAGUAUAUGAGCAAGAUAAUUGAAGUGUAAGAUUUUAGAAUUAUGAACAUUUUACUAAGUGAAAUUCAGUGCAGUGAGUAAGCUAAAAGUAAAUAGCAGUCUGGUGCACAAAAUAUCCCGCGUUAGCAGGAUCCGGGGAAGAGCCACACCCCUUUCCAAGGGAUGUGAUGUGUAAAAUUUUAUGCUCUACUGGAAUUUUUAGCAUCUU
This is a messenger RNA of Solanum stenotomum, 1968 nucleotides long. Its product is annotated as ankyrin repeat-containing protein At5g02620-like. Gene Ontology annotation, molecular function: protein phosphatase regulator activity; protein phosphatase 1 binding. NCBI's taxonomy places the organism in Eukaryota, Viridiplantae, Streptophyta, Magnoliopsida, Solanales, Solanaceae. The record is from RefSeq and is a predicted model, not a curated record. Gene Ontology annotation, cellular component: plasma membrane. Bases 47 to 1672 code for a protein of 541 amino acids. The transcript has 3 exons.